AGUGUUGAAGAAUAAAACGGUUUGCUUCGACGGAGUUUCAAUUUCAUGACCAGGCACCGUUCGUUUUCGUUUCUUCGAUGAUCACAAGAAGAAUCCAUAGCCAUCAUCUCGAGUUGAGGGUAUUUGAACGACAAUCCCAAUGGCUUCUCCGAUCAUUCUCUCUGUGGUCAAUGAAGAAGGAUCCGGAGUUAGAAUCGGCACUCUCACGCAAUCGGCGAUGGGUGGUGAACAACCAGAUCAAGAACAUCAUCCUUCGCUACCCUAACAACGAAAUUCCGAUCCGAAACCUACAGAAGAAGUUCAAAACCCUAGAUCUCCAAGGCAAAGCCCUCAACUGGGUCUCCAAGUACCCUUGCUGCUUCGAGAUCCACGAUGACCGUUGCCGCCUAACCAAGCGCAUGAUGAACCUCGUCUCAGAGGAACAAUCCCUCAUCGACUCCCAGGAACCCCUCUUUGUUCGCCGACUCGCCAAACUCCUCAUGUUGACCCUCCACAAGAGACUCAGUGUCCUCAAAAUCAACGAAUUCAAGCGCUAUUUCGGGUUCCCCGAUGAUUAUAUACUCAGAAUUGUGCCUAAUUAUUCCAAUUUGUUCCGAAUUGUGAACGAGACUGGCAGAAGGAGUUCCAUGGCGGUUGAGUUGCUGCAUUGGGACCCUGAUUUUGCUGUUUCAGCGAUUCAAGCUUCGGCAAUGAAGCUGGGUACCCCACCGCGCUUUUCGUGUUCUUUGCCUUCCAGUUGGGUGAAAUCGUGGGAGCGAUUUCGUGAAUUCGAUUCAAUUCCUUACAUUUCGCCUUACUCAGAUCCAAGAGGUUUGGUGGACGGUUCUAUGGAGAUGGAAAAAAGGAAUGUGGGUUUGGUGCAUGAAUUGUUGUCUCUUACUCUUUGGAAGAAGGCCUCAAUUGUGAAGUUGGGCCAUUUUAGGAGAGAGUUUGCUUUGCCUGAUAGGUUAAAUGUGUUGUUGCUAAGGCACCCUGGCAUUUUCUAUGUUUCUAAUAAAUAUAAGAUUUACACUGUUCUUCUUAGAGAGGCUUAUGUUGGGUCUCAGCUUGUGGAUAAAGAUCCUUUGGUAGUUGUGAAGGAGAGAUUUGGGGAGUUGAUGCAAGAGGGACUUCAUGAGUACAAUCAAAGGCGACGCCUCCUCAAUGUGGAAAAGAGGAGGAACAAAGGUGUUCCUUUGAUUAGAGUAGAUGAUGUAAAGGGUAGAAGGAGAAGCCGUGAGGUUUCUGAUGAUGAUGAUGAUGGAGAUAACAAUGUGGGAGGGUUGUUUGACCCUGAGGAAAGAAAACGGUUUUAUAAAGUUCUUUUUGAUGAUGAUGCUUCUUGAAAUUCUGCUUAGCUCUAUAGAUUAUUGUGUAUUUGGUUUGCAUGGGUAGAUAUCGUUGCAUUCCACUAUUUCUUGAAAAUGAAUUGGACUUGGUUUACAAAGGUUAGUGAGGCAGAAUAAUAUUGAAACUUGUAUUCGUUGCAGAUUGAGUAGAGUAGGUUUAAGCCAUCGUUGGCAUGUACUGUGUUGUUUAUUAAUUCCUUCUCUGUUUAAGGGUGUUAGGGGAAAAUUAGUGGGAGAAAUUCAAUGUUUCUAAGUUUUUCUUAAGGAUCCCUGGAUUUCUCAAGGGUAAGUUAAUAUAUAUAUAUAUAUAUAUAUGAAAUGGACAAAGUCAAAGUGACCUAUAUGGCUUGUGGAGUGGAAGCCCAAUCACAAUAAUGUGAUUGUUCAAAAUGAGAAUGAAGUGGAAGAAAGGGAAUCGCAGAUCGGAAAAAUUAUUAUGAACAAUAUCAGAGCAGCAGUGGCGCCUCAGUUAGUUUGAAAUUGUUCCUCAGGAAACAAAUAUCAGACUUCCACAAGUAGUUCAUGAACUGAAGGAUUAUUAGAAAAGUAAAUAUUCAAGAUACCUGUAAAUUUUUUAAUUAGUCCAUAUGAUUAAUUUCUCUGCUUAUUUAGUAAUAUGAUAAAUU
Molecule: messenger RNA, 1954 nt
Organism: Abrus precatorius (Indian licorice)
Lineage: Eukaryota; Viridiplantae; Streptophyta; Magnoliopsida; Fabales; Fabaceae
Product: protein WHAT'S THIS FACTOR 1 homolog, chloroplastic
Exons: 1
Coding region: 78-1325 (415 amino acids)
Molecular function (GO): RNA binding
Source: RefSeq, a predicted model, not a curated record